This is a messenger RNA of Cydia fagiglandana, 8509 nucleotides long. RefSeq lists its product as uncharacterized. Lineage: Eukaryota; Metazoa; Arthropoda; Insecta; Lepidoptera; Tortricidae. The coding region runs from base 113 to 4240 and encodes 1375 amino acids. Gene Ontology annotation, biological process: regulation of transcription by RNA polymerase II. The transcript is spliced from 9 exons. The record is from RefSeq and is a predicted model, not a curated record. Gene Ontology annotation, molecular function: DNA-binding transcription factor activity, RNA polymerase II-specific; RNA polymerase II cis-regulatory region sequence-specific DNA binding.
CACCGCACAGCUGAUCAAAUGUCAAGAUGGAGUUUUGUUACGCAUUUAUCAGAUAAGAAAAUGUACAAUAUGAAAACUAGUAAUAUUAUUUUUAUAUCCUACGUGGGUUAAAAUGGAUAGCACAGCUCCAUUUCAACCGUGGGCUAAAGAUGGUGUGAAAAAUGUUAAAUCCGAAAGAGAACUAGUGGAUGACGCGAAACUUCAUCAAGAAAAUGUCAAUCAUCCAAAACAUACGCAAACUGCGUCUUACGAUAAAGAUAGUAUUUCCGCUUCAACCGAAGAUCCGGGGCCAUCGAUUGCCACGGAUCCUGCUGCCGGGCCCUCCAGGAGCAAAGAGCCCAGAAUGGACUCUGAAAAAAUAGCUUCCAUGCAACAAUUUAUCGAGAACACCCUCAGCCACGAAGGAAGACAGCGAGUGGCCCAGCUGUUAGAGGAAGUGGAAUCUCUGAGUGGCGCAGAGAGACUCCUCUUGUACUUGCGGCUGCCCACUGGCAUACCACCACAUGAUCCACUAAAGCAGCCAAUAAACCCGUUAGGCUCCAGGGCCGAACUCCAGCAGACUGUAACAUGGAUACAAACGCAUUUGGAAGUUGAUCCUGAUGUCUCGUUGCCCAAGCAGGAUGUGUAUGAUGAAUACAUAGCGCAUUGCAUGAGCAGCAACAUGAAGCCACUAUCUACAGCUGAUUUUGGUAAAGUGAUGAAGCAAGUGUAUCCCAGCGUGCGCCCCAGACGACUUGGAACGCGCGGAAAUUCAAGGUAUUGCUAUGCUGGCCUUCGAAAAAAGAUUAAAUUGGAAGUUCCACAGUUACCAGAUUUGGGUGAAUCGUCAAAGGGGUUGCGUGAUACAUCGAGGGACGUUGAGCGGACUGUGCUUGACUGGGCGGAAAGUAAAUUAGGCAUAAAGUUGUCGAGCAUGUUGGAGCUGUCUCGGCAUGUGGCGUCGGCGGGAGCGUCGCGUGCGCCCGCGCCGCCCAGCCACACCCCGCCGCCCCUCGCCCCGUCGCACGUGCCAGGAUCUUCGGAGGAUCCAACAAACAGACAAUUGAUGAAACAGCUUAAACGGAAACUGCAGACGCAGGGUACACCAGGUCGACCGAAGAAGAAUAAAGGUGUGGAAAUAUCGAGCGAGUCGCCACCGUCCACAUCAUACACGACGCAUGGCGCGCGCGGCGGGCACGCGCCGCCCGGGCACGCCGCGCACGCGCCCGUCAAGCACGAGAGCGAGCCCGCCGCCGAGCCCCCCUACCACUACCAGCCCGCCUACGUGUACGAGGCGCGCCCCCCAUCCUUCCCGCCGUACGCCGCCCCGCCGCGGGCGCACCCGCCGCCCGCGCCGCAUCCUGCCAUCCCCGGUCACGACUACCGCCCCGACGCUUACGUGUUCGAGCCUCCCUACGCCCCGCGCGACCUCACUCUACCGGCGGACGCGACUCACAACCUCCCGAUCAACCUCAGCAGCGACGCUUCUCUUGACUUGUCCACCGAGCGCACGGAUUGGCAGCGCCGACGGCCGCCCGAGCCGCCGCCGGCACCCGUGCGCCUUCACCUGCCGGGAAAAAAGCUGAUACUGGAGACGUACCAGAGUGAGACGCGGGCGGGUUCGCCUCGACCUUCGCCGGCCGACAGCCGAGCGCCGCCCGCAGUGCCCACCGCGCACGCGCCGGAGGAUUUUCCCAGGACCGAAUACCUGCCGAAAAAAAUGCGAGCCGCCGAGAUUCUGGGCGGCAAGCUGAGUGCCGCACGGCAGGCGCUAGCCGCCUCCACCUCCGCUUCCGGGACCGGAGCGGAAUCGUCAAGUCGUUCAGAGGUUGCUUUUUUAGAGGAUCCAAAAAACGUAUCGAGCCGGUCCAAAAGCACCGCCGCGGCGCUGGCCCGGGAGCAACAGGAGGCGGCGAGUCCGACACGGUCGGUGAAGGCUCCGACGCCUAAGUGUGAGCGCAGCAGAAUACGGAAACCUGCACUGGAACGGAUCACUAGAACGAAAAGGACCUCUACGGACGGGACCGAUUCGCCGGAGCGGCCGGCCACUCCUGACACGUGCUGCGGCUUGGACGGAAUCAACAUCAAGACGGGCAUGAUAUGCGAAGAGAAACACUCUGAAAUACUGAACAGAGAGCGCGUGAUCAGCAUUUGCAACAUCGACAAGCACGCGCUCGACGACUACCUCAACGAAGGCAACAGCCAGGAGCACGAGGAGGAGCUGCUGCAGUACUUCCACCAGCGCGACGGCGAGCCGCCCCCGCCGCCGCCGCCGCCGCCCGCGCCCGCAUGUGGUGACGCUGCUGCUUUUUUAGACACAGGCCUGGACCCGCAAGACGAUCAUAGCCAAGGUAAAAAUGAAAAAAUAUCUCAGCUGCGGGAGUUACUUGCGAAAAAUCUAAAGAAUCAAAGCGGGUCCAGUUCUCAGAGCCUCCCAUUGAAUAAGGAAAUUCAGCUGCCUAGAGAAAACGUACGCGAUCCAUUGCCCGUUAACAUUGCCAAGUCCGUGGUCACGGAAGGGGCAUUCAAACCAGUCAUAAAUACCGGUAUUUCGACCGUUAACGGAUCGACUUCGACCGGCCAAACCGAAUCGAACAUUCAUAAACAUCGUGCGACUAUCACUAACGGCAACGGAUCCGCUAUGCCCUACACAAAUCCGGGCGGUCAAGGUCAGGUAUCGACGGCGACGGGAACACAUCUCUACAACGGUAACAGUCACAAUGUACCUCAAAGUCCAACCACAAGAACGCAGCAAUAUGACUUCGUUCCCAUCUCGGACGGUUGCCACUCCCCAGGAAAUUUUCAUACUAAAUCUCCGGUCGGGUUCGUCCAGAGAGGUCAUAGCCCGUCAAAGAUGAGCAAGCCCGCGAUGAUGGGCGGGUCGCUGCAGACAUCGCCCAUCUCGCACAGCACGGCCGCCAGCCCCUUCGUGAGCCCGCGCAACACGCCGGUGCCGCGCUCGCGACUCUGUCCCCGACCCAUACCCAAGCUCAACGGGAGGAAGAGGAGAAACCCGUUGUCGUUGGGCGUCGGAGACCCCAACUCUAAGCCGUUUGCUAUUCCGAACGAUCAAAAGUUUUUUCAUAAAACAUCUUUAUGCGGGCCGAACGUCAAAUAUUGCCAACCCAUGUCGGCGCCUCCUUCGCCCAACAUAUUGACAUCACAAUAUAAGAGCCACAUGUUCCAGUGUAACGCGGGCGUGUCGAAUGGCUCCAGCAAUCUUCAUUUAAAUUUUCUUCCGAAUGUACAGUUUCGAGACGGUAUAAACGGAGAUAUGUCUCAGCCACUGUCAGCGGACCCUCUGUCGAGUGAGGUGAGUCAGUUCUUCCAGGAGUCCCUGGGGAGCUACCGAGCGGACCACGAGGCCUGCUUCCGCUCGCAAUCGGUGCCGUUGAAGCAGGGAGUGGGCGGGCCGCUCGCGUCCUACAUGCACACGCCCGUCGGCUCCGUGCCGCCCACUCCCGUGCCCAACGAGUUCUGCGACUUUGGCUCUCUAGCCGAUACUUGUGACAUAUCUAAAGCAGGUCUCAACCCGGAGACGUUGGAUAAAAUUUAUGACGCCAUAGACAGUAGCAACAAUGUACUUAAUUCGACAGCCGCUCAAAACCUUCUAAGCUCCGGCAAUCCUUUGAGCAACGGUUGCGAUCCGUUGCCGGAGCAGCAGAUUCUGUCGGACGAGCAGUUGACCUCACUCAUCCCCGGCGACGAGGAAUUACUCGACCAGUCUCCCGGCCAAUUAGCUAACCAUUUUAACCAUUCUUACCCGGAAGACACCUCGGCCGCACCCGACAACGUCGAGGAUUUUUUGAAACGCGCGCACAGCAUCGAAUUCGAUCUGUCAGAGUUGGUAACGGACAAAAAUAAAUACUAUACAUCACGUUCAGUUCCAAGCACUCCGUUACCUUUCAAACGAGCGGCGCCAAAUUUGCAAAUAGAUUCACGUCGCCCUCGAGAAUUGUUCGGGCCGAGUGAGUACUCCACCGCGUCGAAUGGGAUUUCGUCCAAGUCGGUGCCGUCGACGCCGCAGCUGGCAGAGGAGCGCAGCGUGUUCAGCUACAGCAAUCGCGACUUCCUCAUCAACGGCAACUCGGUGGAGGUGUGCGGCGCGCUGGGCGGCGCUGGUGCGGCCGGCGGCGCGCUGGAGGGCGAGGCGCUGGGCUCGCCGCUGCACGAGAUGGACAUGCUGGAGCCCCUCACGCCCGCCGCCGAGCUGCUCGCCGACCUCGACAAGAUCGACGGCCCGCCCUACGUCGACCUCUAGUCACCCUUCACCGCCGCGCAGAAUGUACCUAUAUAAAUCUAGGCCCGCUUUAUAUUUGUACAGAUAUUGAAGAGUUCCGUAUCUCUACUGUGUACAAUGACCUCGUAUGCCUUCAGUGAAGGUUAACUGCUAAUAAGUUUUCUUGUCGUUGGAUCGCACGGUACGCUCCCAAAACGUUGAGUCAAUAAAUUUACAGUGAGAUUGUGAUAAACGAGCAUUAGUUGUUAACCGAGCUAUCGGUGUUGACGCUAAUCUAAUUGAUACCCCUGUGGGUAUUAAGUUAUCAACCCCCAUCCCCACCUUUGAUUGCGUGAAAAUAUUGUGUAACAUUUUACACUCGUGGUGAUCGACUUUAUGAACCAAGUAGAUGAACCCACAUUAUACCGCGUGUAUUAUAACAAAAUAUUGUACAGUUUAGCUACUACUUACAGUAGUAACUAGCUGCUACUUAAACAUACCUAAUGAAAUAAUUAUUUAACAGAGGCACUAGCUUAUUAUUAUGUAAAUUGUGCUGACAACAAAAACAAUUUAAGGGUUAGUGCCCCGCUGGUGUCACAAUAUGAAUGUGUACCGGUUCAUAAAGAAAUAGAAAUGCUCUCUCCCGUUAAAAAAAAAACACAGACUUUAGGUUCGACAGUGGCGUCUCGUAAGUGACCUGAAGAUUUAAAAAAAUGGUUACUUUACUGUCAUACGUACAGUUUCCUACCUUCCACACUUUCACGUCAUCACAAAUGCUCGAUUUUAGUAAUAGAAACAACGAAAUAUGUAUGUAUAUAAACAAUAUAUACGAACGGUGUUGUAGAGUUGUUACGCGUUCGUCGACCGAAUUCACGUUUGCUAUCCUUCGUUUGUUUAACUAGCAAGUAUGUAUCUAUAUAUACACAGACCAAUGCGUGCUGAGCGCGCUUAGGAAAUUAUAACCAAUUGGUUUAUUGAUACUAUGAAUAGUAUAUAGUUUAUAAAAAAUGAAUUUAUUGUAAGUUAGCACAAAGAUUUAAUAUAUUUUAUUAUCACAUAGGAAUUUUACUUGAUAUACUAAAUAAAUACGUAUACUUACAUACAAUUAACUGCAUGAAAUGCAGAAUUUUUUUUAUUCUGCCAUAAUGGCUGCAUUGAGCUUAAAAAGUGACCAAUAUUAUGCAUUAGUUGCAAAUAAAUGCCGGCCAGAAAUAACAUUUUGUUUCGAGUCUUGUUUUUGGUGCAAUAUGUAUUUGGUAGGUAUGAGUUGCGAAAAAGGGUAAUAUAAAUUAAAAAAUACUGUACAGUCUUCAUGAAACGUAGCGUAUCAGAGUAUGCGCGAAAGUAUCAACCAUUUAUACUGUGGCAGAUACUUUUGAGCGCAAACUGCAGAGAUACAAGUAUAUACAUAUAUGACUAUUUGGAAAAGAAUUCGAGGGCGGCAUAUAGUUUUGUCAUGUUAUUGCAUCCGCUACUAUGGAUGCUAUGUUAAACUUUUAUUGCUGCAUAGUUAGCAUUGCAGCAAUACAAGUCGCGCAGUACGAGUAGGUAUAGUUAGAUAUUGACAUUGAUGACUGAUGACAUGCAUUGAAUUGCGAGACAUGCUAUUAAGCUACUAAAACUUACAUGUCACCAUUAGGCGACAUGUAAGUUUUAGUAGCAUAUUGUAAAAAAUAUUUUGUUCUGGCCGGCUCGAAAUUUGUGGUCUAUAACAAUGAAUUUAUGUUAUGCGGCCUAUUUAUACAUAGUACAUGUUUUGUGUGGGUGCUACGAAUUACUUUGCAUUAGGCACACAUGCAAGAUACAUAACAUUAAUAACAUGUAAACAAAAAUAUGCCCUCAAUCUGUGCCUGAUAUAACCGUAUAAAAUAUGUACUUUUUGAAAGCUUUGUCGUUUGUUGAAUAAAACUUAGUACAAAAUGUGACACACUGAUUCGACAGGGAUGUAUAAUGUAAGUGAAACCGAAGACUGUUUAAAGCUUGUAGAUAUUUUGAACCCGAAGUAAUUAACUUUGUCUCGAGGAGGGGCCCGUGACGGAGAAUCUUAGUGUCAGUGUUAUUAUUCCAAUUUGGUAUAAGCCUUACCAAAUUCAGCUAGUACCUAAUAUUUAAGCUAAGAUGUAUAUUUUAUUAAGGUAACAUUUAGGUAUCAUGUUAUCACACAACAUUGUUGAACAUUUUGUCUUAUGUAAAAGUGUCACCUAUAUUCCAAGACUUGAAACAAUUUGUUUAAAGCUGACAAUUAGCGACAAAAGUUACGUUACACGUACUGCAGCCGUUAAUAAAACAAUAAUUUUACUUAGAAUACAGGUAAUUACUGUUAUAUAAGACAUAAUAAGUGUUGACUUGUAAAUAUGAGUGUUUAAACGUUCAUCGACAUUACUGUUAUAAUCUGGGGAAUUCACACACAUCCAAAGUUCUAGGAAUGUCCAUCAUACGCCUAAUUCUUUUAUAAUCAUAUAGCCAGUUUCUUCCCUUUAUCGUGAUUAAGUAUCAUCCUAUGGUAUGGUGUCCUGUAGAAAACAACCCUUCAUACUUGUUUGUAAUCAAAACCGUCCUAUUCGACCACACUCUAUAUUAGUAUUGUAGUACAUACAUAGUGUACUAUAUAUUUUUGUACGUCGCACAGAAAGUCACAUGCAAUCAUGUAAAUCAUGUUACAAAGUAUUCAUUAAUUCCAUUUCAAAAUACAUAUAAGAUCCAUGUACGUAUUUUUGAGUACAAAUUUGAAUGACUAUAAUUCAUCUUCAUUAUGGAUGUUAAUAAUUAGGAGUGCACUGCUAUGUAAGUGUGAUUUGUCUAUAUGUUGUACACUAUAGUUUUAAAUUUAUACAUGUUUAAUAAGUUUAAAGCAUAAUGUUUAUCAAUAUUUUUCCUAGGAUUGUGCACAGUGUUUGUUGUUUUAAUGUCAUACAUGUGGAUGUGAUACUAUUUAUUUUAAUUGACAAUGGUUGGCCUAGCCUGUGUCACCCUGUGUUUAUAAAUCAAUUAUAUUUUCUUUAUGAUCAUUUUAAAACAUUUAUAUUUUGAGUAAGUAAUAAACUAAUAAUCAAUCGACCGAAUCGUAGCGGAGGUUUACGUUUUGACUCGUGCAUUUUGCUUUUGUAUGUCCGGAUGUUCUUUCAGGUUACAGUUUUCAACCGAUUAACGUAAAAUUAAUCGAGAAUAAACGAGAUAGCCCUAUGCUGUCUCGCUCGCACGCCGUCCCCGCAUCCUGUUACGACGCCAGUGUGGUUGAUAAUCCAUUACUGAUACUGAUGUGCAAGUUGCGGAAAGUUUCCAAAAAGUUGAAAAAGUUCUCGGAAAUUUCAGAAACCUUUACUAAAAAAUACGAUCUCAGCCUACAAUAACAUUUCGCGAUUUUAGAAAUAUUCAAACGACACAUCAGUAUGCGCGAAUAUGUCCUCAUGUUAGAGAAAGUUCCCGUAAGACAGGUGUACAUUCAUCUGUUCUACUAACAUAGGAUCUACAUACAGGGUGAUUCAUGAGACGUGAGCAGGACUAACACUGGGUAAAUGUUAAUGGAUCGUUUUUGGAUCGUAACAACACCUUUUUCCCUUUUUGCAAAGUAAAGGUUUAAUUAUCUAGAAUCGUGGUCACCCUACACCUACAACAUCAAACCAAUGAAGAUAAAAGUUAUAAAAUCUAUAUAAUAGAAUCAUUAGGUUCGUGUCAUUUCACACAUUUUACGGAUAAAGCAGAGUAUCGGCAUUUGAUGGAGGUAUUCUAAAUGUAGGGUGACCAUGCAAUUCGUAAACCGUAAACAAUUUAAUUUAUAAAUUAACGUUGUAAUCUCACUAAUACUGGUACGAAACAAUAGCUUAUCACAGGUCUAUACCGAAUGUGUAGGGUUGACCUUGCUCACGUCUCCUAAGCGGCUUACUAACACUGAAUUCACAUAUUUUAUAGAUUAUUUUGUUUUUAAAUGAAUUUGUGAUGAAAUCAGUUUCCGUAAAUGCCGUCCCGCCGCGAUGUUGACGGGUUGGCAGUACGCACCUUACAGUAUAUCUACAAGUUUCAGUCGUAUGAUGGAGAUUUUGUUUUUAGAAUAAGAGAUGAUUAUGUAAAUCUGAAAUUAACAUUAUUUUGUAGAUGUAUUGAUAGAAUGCACUGUUUAUUUCUAUGUACUCUUAUUAUGUUGUUAUGUUAGUUAUUGUUUUUAUUUAUAAGAUAACAAGUGUUAGUGUAAUUAUUCAAUUAUAAUUGAAUGUUAAAUUUAAGUGAAGAUAUCCAUGUUGUUAAUUAGUCUUUAUGGAUGUUGACUUACACCAUUUGCUAUGCAGUGAUAAUAAAUGAUAUGAUAGUAUUUAU